AUGUCUCGCCUCAUUGACAGACUCCCCAUGCCUGAAAAGGUGAGGGAGAAGGAGCUAAUUGUCUUCAGCCGCAGCCGUGUUGGAACUUUCUCUCUGUAUCAAGCUCUCCAGAUGCUCGGAUACAAGCCCUACCACAUGUACGAAGUAGUCCAACAGGGUAUUACCCAUCUCCAGCUAUUCGAAGAGUCUCUACGGUGCAAAUACCUGGGCGCUGGAAAACCAUACGGCAAGGCCGAAUUUGACAAGUGGCUCGCCAACUACGAUGCCAUCAUCGAGAUCCCUCAGUUCUUUAUCGAAGAGUUUAUCGAAUUCUACCCCAAUGCGAAAUUCAUGAUUGUCGAGCGCGAUGUCGAUGCCUGGGAACGAUCCGUAUACAACAGCAUCGCAGAGCCCAUCGAGGCGGGAAAGAAAUUCCCCUUGAAUGUUAUCCAAUACAUUGACUCUUUCAUCAAAGUAUUUGUUACUCUUCAUGAUGCAUUUGAGCAGGUCAUGUUCCAUGGAAAGGGCCUGAGAGCGGGCAUGGAGGACGCGAAGAGAGAUAACGUCUUGGACGCCGAAAAGGUGAAGAGAUUGGCUCCAAAUGAUCAGCUUCUGGCAUGCACUCUAGAAGGCGGAUUUGGCUGGGAGCAAAUUUGUCCUUUCCUCGACAAGGAGAUUCCUAAGCAGCGCUACCCUAAAGGUAAUGCGCCGGCCGAGUUCCAGGCGCUUUUGAAGAACGUGAUUGGACCUCAUGUUAGAAACUCGAUGCUCAAGGUGUUGGGGACGGCACUGGUGCCUGUGGUUGGAGUGGCCAUGUUGACUUAUAUGAAGUAG
Messenger RNA from Trichoderma aggressivum f. europaeum, 813 nucleotides. RefSeq lists its product as uncharacterized. The coding region runs from base 1 to 813 and encodes 270 amino acids. The record is from RefSeq and is a predicted model, not a curated record. NCBI's taxonomy places the organism in Eukaryota, Fungi, Ascomycota, Sordariomycetes, Hypocreales, Hypocreaceae. The transcript is spliced from 4 exons.